UAGUCCCGGGACUGCCGCAAUGGAGCGUAGAUAUUAUUCUAACUACACCAUGGAUAACAAUGCAUACAACUACCAUGAUGUUGACACGAGACGAAAUGAAUAUGCGGAUGUGAGGGAUCGUACACCUUCGCCCUUGCGCAAUAUUCAACAAAGACGAUCCUAUGAAGUGUGUGCUAAUAGGAGGCUGUAUGAAGAACCAGAGGCUCAGGAUCAUCGUAUGUAUGGACGGGACAUCCACACGAGACGGAACAUGAACACUGGAAGGGACAACCACACGGAACAUAAAAUGCAUGUUUACCCAAGACGCUCCCAUGUUUUUAAUGGGACAAGGGUAGAUGUGCCCAGAUCCAACUCAGGUCAGCCUCAUCUGGCAGAUGGCUACAUUAGAGGACCGUCUACAGUCACAUGUGGGACACAGGUGAAACGUGAUAUUCCUCCACGGUGGCUCAACCCACCUGACAGUGGUCGACCUGUCAACAAACAACGCCGGAUUGACAGAUGUAGAGACAACCGCACUGUGGGGGGUAAAUAUGAAAACCCCACUAACCGUAUACUACACUCUGAGGACCGCAAGAGGGUGCAUGGUCCUACUGGCAAGGUAUAUCAGUCAAGGUCUGAGGCAACCUUCUGUAGCCGGAUGACCGGGGCUCUGCGUCCAUCCACCAGUACUGCUGCUCGGAUGACCGAGGCUCUGCGUCCAUCCACCAGUACUGCCAGUACUGCUGGUCGGAUGCCCGAGGCUCUGCGGCCAUCCACCAGUACCGCUGGUGAGACAAUGUGCGUCAAUCCCAAGACGCAUACAAGGGUGGCUCAAAUACCCAAGGUACCAGAGCGUCAAGGUGAGCGUGCAAAGACUUUACGUGCACAUCCCGCCAAGAGGUCCUGGAAAUGUGCUAGGCCGCAGAAUACUAUGAAUAAUCUGUACAGGCACCUGGAACCCGUAAGUGAAGUGGAGGCGGUGUGCUCCAGAGACACUGACAGCGGUGACGAAAGUGACAGCAGCUCUAGCAGCAGUAACAGCUCUAGCAGCAAUAACAGCAGCAGCAGUAGCAGUAGUAGUCACAGCAGAGAUAGCGCCAACAGGAACCCCCGUUACCCUGAUGCAGAUGCUGCUGCUGCUGCUGCUGCUGCUGCGGCCCCAUCCCCUAGGGAGGCAACGUGUCAUACAGCCACACCGUCUACACAUAACCAGAGCUCUGGUGGGACAGGGUGCGACCAUGAACCGGACCGGUCCCUGCUCACUGUGCCCACCAACGUGAGUCUGCGGUCACUGUGGAAACGGACAAGGUGCUCACUGUAGCUGAGGACGAUAAUACGGGCUGUGCAAUAACGGAAGGUACCCGCUGCAUAGAGAGGCUGGUCACAGGGGCGGCCUGUGGCAGCUCAGUGACAGAGGUUGUCUCAUUCGUCGCAGCUGUUGAUCGGCCUAUAACCGACAAUGAUGAUGCACACACAUCUGCCAAACCUCAACAGUCCAACCCUGGUACAGAUGUUACAAGUGAAGUCUCCUCUGCACCUACAGCGGUAACAGACUCCGAAGUCGUUCCUGUGAUCACUCCAGAGUCCAAUAUCACACAGCCCAUCAUAUGUGACAUUUAAGUAUUUGGCCAUCGUGUCCAUUAACACUGCCUAUUACCAAAAGGCGACAUUGUAACACCUAAUGUUCUUACUUUCCUUACAGGUUACAGGCGGGUGGUGGCAGUCUGCAAGUCAUCGGUAAUGUAACUGAGCACAUGAGGAAUGUACUAGAUGAGGACCUCAGUGAUGUGAUAGAGGACAUUGGAUAUGUAAACACAAUCCAAGACAGCUAUGCGGUCCCCAACCUAUCUGUUGGGGAACCACAGCUAGCAACUGAGUGGAUUAUUAAUUGUAGUGAACCUCCUGUAGCGACUACAGCAAUCAGGUCAGAUUCCAAUUUUAUACACGUAGUCCCAACUGAUACACCUGACACCCCCAUGACAGAGUCGGAGGUCAUUACACAUCUGUACCCGAGCAUUAUAGAAUCCUUCGAUACGUGUGAGCCCCAAUGUAAGCCAUCUGCACCGCCCCCAGAGCUACAAUGUGAUCGAUACGGCUUGUCAGCUGUGUUCCUACAACCCAAUCCGCCACCCCCUCAAGCUGGAAUGCCGACCCUGUUGAGUGAUACAUGUGAGCGGCCUAACACGUUAGGGGUAACCGUACCCCAACAACCUUUAUUCCUCACCCCACCACAGGUAGAGAUGUGUGGCACAUAUGACCAUGGCCCCGAUGUCACCAACAAUACAGGUGCCACUGUAAUCACCGGUGAUACACUUAUGGCUAUAGUGAAACGAGCGAUUCUAUGCUCCACAUGUGGUGUCACCUUCAACAGAUUUGUCGCGAGUACCUGAUUCAACUCAACAGACCAGUUCAAUGUAUAUGUGGGUGUGUGUUGUGUACACUCUGCUACAGAGAUCAAAGUGGAUGUAGUGCACACAAGAUACGGUCCACACACGGUGCUAUCAAUAGCACGGCUAACAGCCUAGCAAGUUGCCUUGUUCUAAUGAACGAAGGACAGUGGGAUCUAGAUCGUGUUGACAGUGACGCAUAUAAGACUGAGCGGGAUGUAAACAUUCAUGUGCAGGCCCUGACACAAGCGGAGCAGCCUCCUGAUAUUGCCAAACUACAAGAUGCCUUCAAUCGGCUUAUCACCACGGGUGACACUAUGUGCUUCAAGUACUGGCUGAACGAAGCACUCCCAGAGGACGUCGCCUACAGAUAUGUGUGCAUCCCACACGUGCAAGGCUUCUGGGAUCACAUUGUGGUGGGAACGAAACAUCAUCCUGCCACGGAGAAGCUGGUCGGCCAUGAUGAUCACCUGCCAAAGUUGUUCAACGUCUGUCUCGGCUCAUACAGAUUUCACUGGUGUUGCUUUGUGUUAAAGAAGCAGAUCGUCUUGGCUAUGUGGUGCACAUCGGUUCCCAAACGAGGACAGCCUAAAGUGUUUACUCUUGUUGACACUGCACUGAGAAGCAUUACCACAAGCAUAGAAUUCAAGAGCAUGGUGUUCUAUCUCUCUAGAUGGUUUACUGCUCAGUAUGCAUCACCCCCGGGCAGGCAGCUGCAUGUAGUAUUGGACUGUAAACCGUCUGAGGGUUCAAGUGUGGUCCACAUUAUAGCUUUGCUGGCCUCCAGGAGUGGGAUGGACUCUGUCGCCCUUCCACAACCUCACCAGCGAGCCAAGAGUGAUAUGCAGUACACAUUUUGCCGCAAACAUGCAAAUGUUAUGUUCACGUGUCCAGGCAAUGACUCAGGGAAUAGUAUCAAUAUUGUUGAAGAGUUCAACCACUAUUACAAUGAAGGACUUGCCUGUACUGGCCUUACACGUGUUUACACUACCUCCGAGUUGUACUAUACGGAAGUGCUGUCUAAGGGUCCUAUGUGAAAGGACAAUCCUACCUCUCAAGUAUUACAGCUAUCUUUAAGUGCUGUCUAAGGGUCCUAUGUGAAAAGACAAUCCUACCUCUCAAGCAUUACAGCUAUCUUUAAGUGCUGUCUAAGGGUCCGAUGUGAAAAGACAAUCCUACCUCUCAAGUAUUACAGCUAUCUUUAAGUGCUGUCGAAGGGUCCUAUGUGAAAACACAAUCCUACCUCCCGAGUGAGUAUUACAGCUAUCUUUACGUGCUGUCGAAGCUAUGUGAAAACACAAUCCUUUUACAUUACUGGAACCUGUUAUACUAUAUCUAUCUAUCUAUCUAUCUAUCUAUCUAUCUAUCUAUAUCUAUAGAUA
Epinephelus lanceolatus (giant grouper) is the source of this 3748-nucleotide messenger RNA. The record is from RefSeq and is a predicted model, not a curated record. NCBI's taxonomy places the organism in Eukaryota, Metazoa, Chordata, Actinopteri, Perciformes, Serranidae.